AAGCAGUCUGUCCUCUGUCAUCGCACGCGCGCUCUGUCGCUCUCUCUCGCUCUCUUUCUGUCCGCCACCAGCGUCUAGCAGCGCAGCGUACGCUUGGCUGUACGCUGAACGGUCCCCUAUAAUAUCUUGGCAGAGCAGCCGUGUACCGUGUACGGGGUACGCCAGUCGCCGUCAGAACUUUGCAGUGGACACACGGAGAUCGUCGACUCUGGUUGUUGUGUCUCUUUGUUUACGUGUAGAAUUAGUCUUCGGGAAAGUAGACGUGCGGUGCUUAGUGCUAUCAUAAUUCCUACAGAGUGUGUGUGUGUGUGUGACAAGCAACUCUAUCAACAUAAUCUUACUGAAAAAGACUGCCAGUAACUGCUGCCACCAUCAACAAAAAACCAUAUCAAACCGUACAUCACGCCGUAACUUCCUGCCGUAGCUAGGAUUGCGGACACUUGAAGACUGCAGAGAAUCCAUUUUGUUUUGUGGCCCACCUGUUCGUACGUUGUUUAUUUUCAUCCCGUUUGAAAGAUACGCAACCCAUACGACUCGCUGGACAAUAAGACGCAUCGACACGCACACCGACGCAGCGUGACGGGAAAAGCCGUGCUGUCGCCCAGAGCCUCCAUUGCGGUGAUAAAUGAAGCGCGGGAAAAUCUAAACAAAAAUAACUGCAACGUUCAAAACCGUACAAAUAAGUGCUAGGGGACGGAUUCUGUUUUGUGUUGUGACGCGCACUGUCUGGUGUGGUGGUGUGCGUAACUGUGCGUAGGGUAGCCAGUGAUGCAAUUGCAGUGUCCCACUAGAAACGGUUGCCGUAGAAACGCGUCCCGUUGAAGUGCCCCAGUCUCCGUGGUUUGUUUCCCCGCUCCGGCGUGACGUCGUUAAGAGGUUUGAGGCUGUCGAGAUUUACAUUUGAAGACAGAAACACAACAAAAAAAUACGAGAACUUCCUUGAACGGUUCAAUAGAAAACAGGAAGCGCCAUUUUCGUAUCCGGUUACGCACACCGUAAAAUGGCAUCACUGUUGCACACCGACACCCAGGGUUGCAGCACGGAAUGAUACGCUGUCCGUACAUUCAUGAGAUGCAUGAACGUUUGCUAGGACCAACGCCGAGACGACCGCUGCCAAUCUCAUUUCCGCCGCUCGCCAAACCGGAAGUAAUGGAUCGCGAAAGUGACUGUCUGCUGGACAGCCGUCCCGAGAGCCGCCAGAUCGUCGGCACGGUGGUUAAGCUUAAUCCGGACGGGUUUGGUGCUCACACCACCUCCACACACCAUCACCCCCAUCAUCAUCAUCAUGCGCAGCAGCAGCAGCAGCAACAGCCGCACCACCGAACGCCGCUAGUGCCUUGCAAUGGGACGGACGACGACGAGGAGCGUGCCGGGGGGCAUCACGCACUGCGGGACGGAGUCCGUACCGUGACCAGCACGAUCAGUGACUCGGACGAUGACGGUAUCCAUCUGCGGACGCAUCUGCGCAAGAUCAUCGAGGGUCGCAAACCGAAAAAUGCCAAAACCUCACUCUUCAUAGUGACCAGUCUAGUCUACGCCAUGCUGCUAAUCGUUGUGUGCGUCGCGUACGUUAUCAGCGACGUCACCACGCACCGUCUGCCUGUGAUCUACUACGAGGGCUUCUUCACCUAUCUGUACGGUGCGAGCAUACUGUUCCUGCUGUACGUGUUCUGCUUCCUGCUGCAAGAGAGUUCCUGCUGCAACGGCAAACCGAAACCACCGAAGGAGAAGAAACCGAAGAAGGAAAAGAAAUCGAAAAAGAACGCUGACGUGGAGGCGGGCAAGGAGGGCAAAGACGGAAAGGAGGCGGCCGCCACCACCACCGCCAAGGAUGGUGCAAGCAAAUCAGCCAAGGAGGAGUCGAAAGGCAAAGGGUCGUCCACGAAAGCUAGUUCCUAUCAGUACUCGAAAAAACAGGAAGUUUACCCGAAAAAAAAGCGUGACCAGCUGCGCGAGUCACAGAAUCGCCGUGAUUCGGCGGCGGUUUCGACACCAUCAACACCAGUAGCAGCAGCAGUAGCAUCAGCAGUAGUAGCAGCAUCAGCAGUAGUAGCAGCCUCUCCGUCAGGCACACCCGGAACACCGAUCUCACCUUGCGUCAGUCUAUCGUCCACACCGGCCAAACGGCGAGACAUCCGGCCGGAACAGGUCCGGUAUCGUGCAGAACCAUGCUGGGUGCAGGAGGCCACACCCAACCCGGAAGCUGCUAUGUCUCCAAGGUUCAAGCGUAAAACUACUCAAGAUCCAGCUCACGGCAGUUUCUUCCUGCGUGUUGGAGCAAUCGCUUUCGGUCUUGGAACGAUGAUCUACACUGGGCUGGAGUUCGGAUCGUUCUUUGAGAUCCCAUUCACCUCUCCCUGCCAUCAGAUAUUGCGAGGCGUCAACCCACUGCUUCAGAUGAUCUUCACCUUCAUGCAGAUGUACUUUAUCUUUAUGAAUGCACGGCUCAACAUUCAUCGCUUCAAAGUCCUGGCCCGGUUCGGCUUGAUGCAUAUCGUGGCGACGAACAUUUGCGUCUGGAUUCGCACACUGGUGCUGGAAUCGCUGAAGGAAAUUACUGCCUACCAUCAACGCCGUGGACCAGAACCGGAGGACUCGGUCAUUCUGGAGAACAUCCGUCAGCACACGCUGCGCAACGCUGGAAUGGUGAUGGGCACCGAUCUAGGUCCUAGUGGCGAUACCGAGUGGGAACCGAUCAGCGUUAAUCUGAACGCUCAGGAAGAUCUGCUGUCUCAGGAUGCGUCCAGUGUGCUGUCAAAGAUUGUGCAGGGUACGGCGCAUACUAUUACGGAGGCAGCGACCACACUCGUAACUGCUGCUACAUCCACCUCGACCGCCGCUCCAACCACAACGACUUCAUCCUCCACGAGCACCUCGACCACAACUACGACCACCUCCACUACGACCCCAUCGACUACAUUGGCGUGGAUUGAACCGAACACUGGAUCUACCAGCACUACUACCAGCACCACCGCUCGUGGACUUCUCGAGCGUCUGCGGGACGUAGUGGCAACGGAGACGACCACCACGUACGAAACGCCCUCGGAUCAUUUCGGUAGCGGACACGCAAUGUCGACCUCGAACGCGGUGAACGCAACGACCGCCACGCCCUCGACCGGUUCUUCGUUCCUGGACUCGUUCAUGGACCAUGUGAACUAUCUCCAGCGCAACAACAGUCUGGACCAGACGUACGAAAGCUUGGACGCACUGUUUCCUUCCGCGUUCAUUGCUACGUCCACUGCCGUCUCGACCAACGCAACUGCGGUUAGCUGUGGACGGGUUAACAUCAUGGGCACGAUUGUGCAGGACUCGGCCCCGUAUCUGUACCCGUUCAUUAUCGAGUACUCGCUGAUUGGUGCUGCCGUCAUCUACGUUAUGUGGAAGCAUAUUGGACGCUACCCGAAGUUCACCAAUGAGGAAGACUUGGAGCACCGUCUGGAGGUGAUGUUGUCUCGCCGUGCGGUCGUCAUGGCACAACAGGCUCGUACCGGUCGCGUUGAUUGUGUCGGUGCGUCCAAGGGUCUAUUCUUCGGAUUGCUACUGCUCGUUGGUUCGCUGAUCUGUCUCAUCCUGUUCUUCGUGCUCGUCAGACACCCACAACUGUCACUGUUGGCUAUCUACCUGGCAGAUGUAUCACACUGCGCUCUAAUGGUAUUGGCCAUCUUCGCUAUCAUCAUCGGCUUUAUCCGCGUACAAAAUCUCAAGUUCCGCUGCGAAGAACAGAGCAACCUGAACGACAUCCUGCUCCGCAUCUCCGCGUUCGGUUUGUUCGUGUACUCGACGUUCAGCGUUAUUGCCGGUUCGCUUAACGCGUUCGAAAGUGAACCGAACCUGCUGGUCAUGGUGACAGGCAUUGUGGCGGUGGUACAGGUCGUAAUUCAGCUGCUGUUCAUUGCGGACGUAUCGCGCCGACGCGUUCACCUGCCGGAGCACGAUCGCAUCAAACCGGGCCGCCAGAUUGUAACGUUCUUGCUGAUCUGCAACAUCUCCAUGUUCGCCAUCUACACGUUCGAGGCGCAGAAAGUGUUUGCCAACCCUGUGCAAUUGGACUUCUACGGCUUCAUUGCUUGGUCGCUGAUCCAGCGUGUCACCUUGCCGCUGUGCAUCUUCCACCGUUUCCACAGUGCUGUUACGCUAGCCGAAGUCUGGAAGACUACCUACAAGGCACGUCUGGAGUAAACCAAUCGUCAACAGAGCAGUGCAGUGCGAGCAGGAAAUUGGUCACCGCGGAACAUCAACACCGGUUCCACGCAGUUCUAUGAGGGUUAAGGAAAAAAACAGCCACAGUCAACGCACAUCUCUCACAGAACGCAAAACAUCUCAAGGCGCCCAAAGUUUUUUUUUUCUAAACGUUUGCUUAACUUGAACAGCACAAAGUGACCGGUAACUGACGACGCAAUGCGGUGCUAGCAGGACGAAUGGGAUUGCUCAACGCAACACUAGUGGAGGAACGCUACGAACCGAGUGAUGGAAGCGGCAACAACAAAGUGAUUUGUUUCGGAACUGUAUUUACUUCCUUCCUCAAUUUUUGGACUAGAAUUCUAUUUCUCUUUUUCGAAACGAAAAACCAAGAAAAAAACUAAACCAAAAAAAAGCGAACACAACCAAAAACGGGGAUAACUUUUUUAACGAGACAGCUACAGAGCGAGAUAAUGGAGUGGAGAAGGAUGUGACACAAACACACACAAAUCUUAACUAUAACUUUAUACAUAAAAGAAGAAAAAAAACAAUCCUAACAAAAAUUUCAAAUACGAAUCGUACCGUUUUUGUACCGUUCCACCUAACUAUUUCCCUCCUGUGGACAGGUGUUUUUUUUCUCGAUUUUCCCUAAAGCAGAAAACCACCAUAAUCGUGACCCACUGCCCGUUGGUUGGACUGGUUUUUCUCUUCCAAUUCUUUUUGAACUAUUUUAUUUUUACUAGCGCGCGGUGCUACUCGUCACACGCGUAUGUCCGAUCCGUGUGCAGUGGAAGUAAGUGAGUCUUUUUGGUGGUGGUGCAGAAGAUCCUCUUGCAAAACCGAAAGCAGAGCUAAGAGUUAAUAAAAGGAGGAGGAAGAAACAGAAUAUUAAGAUACAGAUCAUCGCGAAUCUGGGCCAACCGAUCGAUGCCAAUGUUGAUGGCGAGCGUUUUUCGGAUUAAUUUAUUUUUUAUCUUUCCCUCUAUGUAUCGUAGCGACAGGUCGAUGGAGCGUGGGUUAAACGAUAUAGCCGACACGGAAUCUCACCCGAAUUUUUGAGCAAACACUCGAUCCAGUGAUGGUUUUAGGUUUAGGAGAUGGCUUUAUUUAUGUUGAAUUUUGUUUUAUUAUUAGCUUUUAAAGGGCAGAAAAUCGAAAAGCGAAACAUUUUGUUAAUUGAAAACACAUUUACUAAAGCUUAUGUUAGGCGUAGCGGGCAGGCUGUUUGAUGGAAAGUAGCAAGGGAAAAUCUUUUCUCCAGGGCUUGUUUUGUGGAGCGUUUAGACGCUGAAUUGAGAGGCUGCCGAGGACUAAACUAGUACAAUCGAAGCUCUCAAUACGACCAAAAAGCAUCUCCCUCAAGUAAUGCUCGUCAUACGGUACGAUAGGUUAGUAUAUUUUUUUGAUCUUCCAAACUUUCUUUUUCUAAAUCUAAUUUUCGUUUGCUCCAUGCCAAUUAAUAUUGAUCAGUUCAGCAGAGAAUGAACGGGCCCAUUAUAAUAACCGUUGAGCAGGCAAGCCCAGAUUGAAUGGUGUGAGCGUUACGGUGUAAUGAAAUGUAUCUUAACAUUAAUAUAAAACAAAGUAAUGAUAAGCUUAUCACACACACUUACAAAAAAGUAAAAAACAAAACACACACACACUCACAUACGAGUCGAGCAUAUAUACACAUUAAAAAUAUAUAUAUAUAUACAUAUAUUGGUAGUUAUAAAACUUGCAAAUUUUAUUUAAACAAAAAACCAACCAAAAUGUUUCAACAAAUGCGCGUCAUGCGAAUGCGUGCGGUAGUGCUCGAACCCCUUUGCGGAGGGGAAACGAUGGUUUGCAGUGUUUGCCGCGAGGAAAAAAGGGGUCCCGUGUAACGUAAGCGGUGUAAGGGUUUUUCAUUUUCAAUCUUGAAAAGAAAAUAUAUCCACUUAAAUAAACGCAAAGCAAGCGAAGGUAACGAAAAACCAUAAACUUGGCGCCAGUAAUUGACCAUCAGCCUAGGCCGUUUUUUUUUUUUAAAUAAGUUAUAAAUAAACACAAACAAAGCGAAAUAGGGAGAGAGAGAGAGAGAGAGAGAGAGAGAGAGAGAGAGAGAGGACAUAGCUCGUUACAAGAUUGAAAAACAAAAUAUCUCAACUAACACUGAAUCAACGAUUUGUGAGCAGAAGCGUGUGUGUGUGCGUGUAUGGUUUUUUGAUGUUAUUGUAACCUGAUGGAACCAGUGAAACAGUGAAGCAAAAGGAAACCAUGGAAAAUUCGUUGUAAACAUAAACAUGAAAAAAAAAACCCAGAACAAAGGUUAUUAAAGUUGGUUUUAUUUUUUCUUUAUGCUUCAUUUGAAAUUUGAAAUGAUUUCAAAAAAUGUUUACUAAUUGUCAAAUUGCUGGAAAAGCCACUUGACCUACAUAUUUACUUUUGAGUUGAUCGAAUUUUUGUUUUUUGAAACUAAUUUCUACCGUCUCCAAAAAUUAUUUAAAUUUGUUGAUCGUGCUAAAAUAAAAUUAAAAUGUCAAAAAUGUUUAUUUUAAACCGUUACACAAUGACAUCUGAUUUUUUUCAAUUUUUUCGUUCUAAUUAAACCGAGUUGAUAUUGAAUGUAAUAGUAUGAAAUAAUCGCACACAGCAUUUGCACCUGUGUGUUCAAUGUGCAGCGUAAUGUCUAAUAACACAAACAACCGUUUAAAUCCGUACAGAAGCAAGAGUGAAACGUCAGACGUUGCAGUGGCUGAGUAAGUGCGUGUGUUAGUGUUCAUAAUGUUCCUUAAAAAUGGGGGAAAAACAAACAAACAAACAGGAACCCGAAAGCAAACCAAUGCUUUGUUUUCCGAUGGUUUGUUUACAAAAGAAAAUGCGCAACCAGAUGAGAAACAAAAUAAAUAAAGCCCUUGGAUGUUAGCCCCUUUUUUGUGGAUACUUACCGGCGGACGCAAACAAGAGAAGAAGAAAAAAAGAACAAAGUAAAGCAAAAAACAAUACAUGAAUGCCCACCAUGUUUUUACAAACGAUAUUUGAAAUGUAUUUGAAUUUUAUGAACCUUGCUCCAAAACACGGGGAGCAACAACAACAAUUUUUCGAGCAAAACACACACACACGCACACAUACAUGAAGGCAAAUGGGGGAAAAGAUGAGCAAACACAGAAAACGGCUCAAGCUGAAGAGGAAAGAUUUUGCUCCUUUUUAUCUUCUUUUUUCUCGCUCUUCGGAGAUGAAUUUAUACAGAGAAAACUAUUGAAAAAAAAACUAGUCAAAAGGUCGUAAAGUUGCUAUACAAAAGUUGGAAACCUUUACUGAGUAACGAUAAAUCGAUUAUCUGUUUGCAAAAAUAAGAAAAAGAAAUAAACAGAAUAGAAGAAACAAACACACACACACACAAAACAAACCAUAUAUGUGAGAAAAGAGGACAAGAAGACAAGAUAAGAAAACGAAAGUUGAUAAAUGUUAGGAAAGAAAAAGCCAACAAGAACAAAACAGAAACACAUAAAGCAGUAACAAUUAAAUAUUACCAAACAACAACAAAAAAAAAACACAUGAAAAGGAGCAAAGUUGAUAAAAGAAAACGGGAGAAACCGAAACGAAAAUUAUGGCAAAGCACAUCGAAUGUUUAGAAAGAGAAACAAACACACA
Anopheles stephensi (Asian malaria mosquito) is the source of this 7791-nucleotide messenger RNA. RefSeq names its product proton channel OtopLc (gene OtopLa). Gene Ontology annotation, molecular function: proton channel activity. Gene Ontology annotation, biological process: proton transmembrane transport. Gene Ontology annotation, cellular component: membrane. The record is from RefSeq and is a predicted model, not a curated record. The coding region runs from base 1045 to 4179 and encodes 1044 amino acids. Lineage: Eukaryota; Metazoa; Arthropoda; Insecta; Diptera; Culicidae. The transcript is spliced from 11 exons.